AUGACUUCUGCUGUUCAUUUUAAUGUUAUCAAGUUAGCUCCGAAUCAGGAACUACUAGAAUUAAGUAAUUGGGAUACGAAUCCAAUUUUAUCGUCGACCACAAGUACAAGAAUAACGACAACUACAUCAACAACAGCAACCACUACUACUGCUACAACAACAACAACAACUACAACUACUACAACAACAACAACAACAACUACAACAACAAUAACUACCACAACAACAACAACUACAAUUACAACGACAACAACAACAACAACUACCACAACAAUAACUACCACAACAACAACAACUACCACAACAAUAACUACCACAACAACAACAACAACAACAACAACAACUACAACAUCCACAACAUCGGUAACGACUACAACAUCGACAACAUCUACUACAACAACACAAGGAAUUACACAAUGGAGUGCAUUUUGGAACUUUGAUAAUAAUGUUCUGGAAUUGUUCAACAGCUACGAUGGUGUUACAUCGGGAAGUCCAUCAUACACAACUAGCUUGUUAGGACAUGGUGCUGCAGUUAGUCUAACAUCAUCUUCAGCACAGUAUGUGUCUGUUUCAUCAAAACAAAUACUAUUCAAUACUACUAGUUUUACAAUUGAAGCAUGGAUUUACCCAAUUAGUUUAACAACAUCUGAUCAUGGAAUAUUCGGUCAGUGUCAAUCCGUAACAACCAAUAUGUGUCUUCAUUUUGUUUCUCGAAACUUACUAUUAUAUUGUGGUUUCUAUGCUAAUGAUGUAUCAGGAGUGACUACAUUAACAAUGAAUCAAUGGAGUCACGUUGCAUGCGUUUAUGAUAUAACCACACAAACACAACAAGUUUGGCUUAAUGGUGUACUCGAUGGAACACGUACAGCAUCUCCCUAUCAAGGUUCAUCAGGAAUGUUAACAAUUGGAAUGACGUACGUUCCAUUUCCUAAUAAUUACUAUUUUAAUGGCUAUUUGGAUCAAGCACGAUACGAACCAAGAGCAAAAAGUGCCACAGAACUAUUAUAUGUCGCCACGCUAUUUGUUCAUUAUUCAUUCGAUGGCGGUUCUCUUCUUGAUCAAGGACCGAAUGGAAUUAAUGCAACUUCGUCAGGGUCCCCAAUAACUGUCAUUGGACGACUCAAUGAAGCGCUUCAAUUUAGUUCAGGAGCUUAUGCUUAUGUAAAUUACCCAUCUUUCUACUUUUUAGGCGUUACAAAUUACCCGUUCACAAUAGCACUAUGGGUUGCACCGACAGGAAGUUAUUCAGAUUCAACAAUUUUCUUUGUUGUUGCAACAACAGGAUGGUGUGUUAAUUUUUUGACUAUGACUUCAAGUGGUAAUAUAAUUGCUAACUUAUGGGAUGGAGGUCCGGUUGCAACAGGAGGUCCUAUUCUUCCCUUGAACACAUGGAAUCAUAUUGGAUUUACAUACAGCUCAACGAAUGGUGUUCGUUUGUACAUUAAUGGUACUUUAUAUUCAACAUCAGGGCCUUUUUCUUAUUCAGCCUCUGGUGCUCUUGUCACUAUUUGCCUAGCUGGAAAUUUUGGCAAGUCAUGUUCACCAAACUACGGUGGGCCGUUUACGGGCGCAUUGGAUGAAUUUUUUGCAUAUUCACGUGAAUUGAGUUCGUCCGAAAUUUUAACAUUAGCCAAUCUUUACUAA
This is a messenger RNA of Rotaria sp. Silwood1, 1644 nucleotides long. Lineage: Eukaryota; Metazoa; Rotifera; Eurotatoria; Philodinida; Philodinidae. The record is from the annotation of a GenBank genome assembly.